GGCCGCCAUUACAUUGCACUGUCAAAUAACGAGAUUACCAAUAUAAUCGUAGCUAUUUCAAAUUCAACAGGAAGUUGACGACGAUUAACUGAAAAAUUGGUGUCCCUUGCUAUUUUAAGAAAGUGUUCAUUUGAUUUCCUUAAAAUAUUAUGGCUCAAAACAUCAAUCCACAUUACGCGUCGUCUUCGAACCCAGCUAAGCAGAGUGAAGACACGAUUAAACUAAAAGACAAUCAUGCUGUGAGCAAACGACUCCAGAAAGAGCUAAUGGAGCUAAUGCGGUGCAGUGAUAAAGGAAUAUCAGCAUUCCCUGAAAGCGAAAACCUCUUCAAAUGGAUCGGGACCAUCAAUGGACCUUUAGAAACUGUAUACGCAGGCCACAAAUACAAAUUAUCACUUGAAUUUCCAAAUUCAUACCCAUACGCACCACCUGUUGUCAAAUUUAUGACUCCGUGUUUUCAUCCAAAUGUUGACACGUGUGGUUUAAUAUGUUUAGAUAUUUUAAAAGAUAAGUGGACGGCUUUAUAUGAUGUACGUACAGUAUUGUUGUCAAUCCAAAGUCUUUUAGCAGAACCAAAUACACAAAGCCCUUUAAACCAGCAAGCAUCAUAUCUAUGGCCGAACCAAGCUGCCUAUAAAAAAUAUUUAGAUGAAUUUUACAAUAAACAUAAAGACUCAUAGUCUGUUUUAGAGAUUAUAAGUGUGUUUUAUUUUUCGUUGUAAUAUUUUUGUGUCGUGGAUAUUUCAGAUUGUGACUGUUGAGGGUUGGUUGGGCUCAGGUUUUGUCUGCUUAGACACUGCAAUCUUGCAAAAAAACUUUUAAUUUUAGACCAUACUUUGUAAUUUAUAUUAAAAUUUGUAAAAAACACUACGGUUGAAAUAAAUUAAUAUCACAACUAGACUUGCAUGUAACAUUCUAUUUUUCAAAUUUUUUUUUUGUGACAAAUAAUCAGCCCCAGCUGUCGCUCAUCUGAAACUUGAUGUACAUUGUGAUCACAGACAAUUAUAAUUAUUUAGUGCAAUUAA
Molecule: messenger RNA, 1025 nt
Organism: Bombyx mandarina (wild silkworm)
Lineage: Eukaryota; Metazoa; Arthropoda; Insecta; Lepidoptera; Bombycidae
Gene: vih
Product: ubiquitin conjugating enzyme vih
Source: RefSeq, a predicted model, not a curated record